This is a messenger RNA of Diachasmimorpha longicaudata, 2756 nucleotides long. Its product is annotated as leucine-rich repeat flightless-interacting protein 2. NCBI's taxonomy places the organism in Eukaryota, Metazoa, Arthropoda, Insecta, Hymenoptera, Braconidae. Gene Ontology annotation, biological process: regulation of DNA-templated transcription. The record is from RefSeq and is a predicted model, not a curated record. The transcript is spliced from 7 exons. The coding region runs from base 434 to 1633 and encodes 399 amino acids.
UACAGCAGUGUGUGUCUAGAGACGAGACACUGUCCAGUUACUCGAUCGAAAAAUGGAUCUUGCACCGUAUUCGUGUGCGAUUUCACGAACUUGGAUCGUGAUACUGUGUCUCUAAAAUAAUAAUAUAACGGCCGUAACGGGUGCGCGUUUCACCUCAACUAAGAAAAUGGUCAUCGAGGUUGAGGAAGAAGAACAAGUCAUCCAAUUUCCAUUGAUAGUAUUUAUAGGGUUCGGGGUUUAUUUUUACCACCUUUGGGACUAAAUAUCAAAGUGAAUUGACUAUGCGUUCAACUGCCGGCUGAUACAUUAUCAACUUCAACUUGUGGUGGUGUAGCACUCUGUGAGGGCACAGAGUUUAGGGUGAUACGUGCAAAACUGGUGGGCAUCCUACUUUAAAGGAAAAAUUGAUAAGAUAAGGUAUAAUAAGGACAUAAUGGAGUCCACGGUUGCGGGACGGAGGCGUACCGCCACCAGACAUUCGGCCGAGGAUCAGGCUCUCGACCAAAUAGCCAAGGAGGCAGAGGCGCGAUUGGCGGCGAGAAGGCAAGCGAGAGCAGAAGCUAGAGAAAUUCGAAUGAGAGAGUUGGAAAGACAGCAGAAAGAGGCUGAGGAGAAUGCUGAUAGGGUCUAUGACAUGUGCACUUCCGAUGGAAGAACUAUGAGGGUCACGCCAGAUCCAAUCAGGACAUCACGUCUCCUCACAAAUUCAAACAAUUUUCAAUCAAGUCGAAGAUCCUCCGAGGACUCCCUGGAGGACGCAGGUCUCAACCGAGACAUAAGACUAGAGUUAAAAGAGUUUGAGGAGAAGUUCAGAAAAGCCAUGAUUGCGAAUGCUCAACUUGAUAAUGAAAAAUCUUCAUACUCUUAUCAAGUUGAGCUGUUGAAAGACAAAUUAGAAGAGUUGGAGGAAUCAUCGGCGACUUUGCGGCGUGAGCUCAGAGAAAAAAAUAGGGAGUCUGAACAGCUAAAACGUGUUAAUCAACGGUUAAAAGAGGAAUUGGAGCUCUGCAGGGCUCAGUUGUUGGAGAGGGAUACACUUAUACAGGAUAAUGGGCUAGUUAUAGUUGAGGAUGAGGGGAGCGAGGGAGAGGAGACAGGUGGGAUGAAUGGAAUCAACAGGAAGCGAGUGCUAGUCAGUACGGAGGCUGCUGAGUUGCUGCAAAAUGCUGGGGAGGGUUCCUUAGAUGUUCGAUUGAGAAAGUUCGCAUCCGAGAAGAAGGAAUUACAGGAUGAAAUAAGACAUUUAAGAUUAGACUUGGAGGAGGCAAAGAGUCGAAACAGAUCGGAAAGAUCCUCCGGGUCGAUAUUAGGUCUAGCCGAUUCUGAGGAUGUCCAACGCGAAGCCAAUAAACUACUCGCUGAUUACAAAUUCAAACUGCAGAAAGCAGAGCAAGACAUGUCCACGUUGCAAGCAACAGUGGCAAGGCUAGAGAGUCAAGUUAUUCGUUACAAAUCAGCGGCCGAAACCUCAGAGAAAGCAGAGGACGAGCUCAAGGUUGAAAAGCGCAAACUGCAAAGAGAAGUAAGGGAAUCACAGGGUCGUGUUGAGGAAUUAGAGACAGCAAAUUCUCACCUCCAGCGACGUCUGGAUAAAUUGAAAAACGCCAAGUCUGCUCUGUUGAAGGAGCUCUGACGUGACAGUUCUAUUAAGAAUAAAGGAUAAGACUUUUAGUUUUCAUAUGCCACAACCAACCGCAUCAAUUAAGGUGAUAGAUGAUAAAUCAUAAUGAGAAUGAAAACGAAACACGAAAAAAUUAUGGUCUACUAACUUGGACCAGAAGAUACCAUUAGAUGUAUUUAUUUGAUUUUCAUUCAUUUGUACAUUAAUAUCAUACUCUGGCAUCGUCCAAACUAUUAACCACCACAUCGUAAGGGUUUUUUCAUGCAUUCUUUAACGGCACCAGUGGGAUGCUGCUGUUUUCUUUAGAACGAUUAGAUUUUUUAUCGUGAAUUGAGAGUAUUCCAGCCACUGAAGCCAAUAGUGUCAAUUAAAAAAUACACACAUAAAAAAUCGAACACCGACUGAAUUUCACUACCAAGUUCUUUACAAUUUUAUAUGAUUAGUUCGGCUAGCACUUUUUCAACUGUUGAUAUAUAAUGAAUUAGAAAAAAAAAAACAAACUUGAUGGAGAUCUUUUUUUUCAACAAUUUUAAAAACAACUGCACUAGAAAAGAUAAACAUUGGUUCUUUACUGAUCGUUCUGCAACAAUGACGCGAUUGAAUGUUAUGUACUUAUACGACAACCAGUACAAAUGAUAUUAUAUUAUGAUCAGUAUUUUGUACGAGAAAUCAUUUUAAAUGUGCAAUGGAAUUUAAUAUUUAUUGUAAAAUAGGCCUAUUUUGAAUAACACCAAUGAGCACUGUCAACACAUCUGUCAAAAGUAUAGUCAUUAUAUUUUUUAUUUGUUUUUUUUUUCUGUAAUUGAAAGAACUGUUUAGAUGUGGCAUAAUAAAUUAAUCAUAAUCAAAUCACAUUAGAAAGGAAAGAAUAAUAGAAUGAUGCUGGAGAUGAAAACAAUUGCCAUAACCGAAAUUUCUAAAAGGAAAAAGGGGAAAGGGAGGGUAAUAAGGUUUAAUAUUAACGAAAGCAAUCAUUUCAUUUAUUCGACAACAAUUGGCAGAGAAUCAAUUUGUAUAAUUUAGGUUGAAUAAUUUCUAUUUAUUAUUGAAACAAAAAGGUGGCCCUAAGAAAUACUGGUUUAAUGCUUUUCAUACAAAUAACAAAAUAAAUUGCCCAAUGUAAUGUUCCUCUUUA